This is a messenger RNA of Eruca vesicaria subsp. sativa (arugula), 885 nucleotides long. The record is from the annotation of a GenBank genome assembly. NCBI's taxonomy places the organism in Eukaryota, Viridiplantae, Streptophyta, Magnoliopsida, Brassicales, Brassicaceae.
AUGGGAGAGGAAGUGAGGAUGAGCGAUUACGAUGUUUCGGGCGAAGGAGAUAGGGUUCUCGAAUGGGAGAUGGGGCUACCUAGCGACGACGAUUUGACAUCGCUUUCUUACUCUCUGAUUCCUCCGAAUCUCGCCAUGGCUUUCAGCAUAACUCCGGAGAAGAGCCGUACGAUCGAAGAUGUGAAUCGCGCAUCGGAGACGACGUUCUCGUCCCUGCGCAGCGGAUCCUCCGGUCUCAACACCUCUUCCUCGAACAACAACAGCGUCGCGGUGGAGGAGGAAGAUCGAGUCGGAUCGAGCAGCCCCGGAUCGGAUUCGAAGAAACAGAAGACAUCCGGCGAUCUCUCCACGGCGGCGGCGGAGGAAGGAGAUUCGGGAACUGAAGACCCUACUGGGAAGACGCUGAAACGACCGCGUUUAGUGUGGACGCCGCAGCUGCACAAGAGAUUCGUGGACGUUGUGGCUCACUUAGGGAUAAAGAACGCAGUGCCGAAGACGAUUAUGCAGCUGAUGAACGUGGAAGGAUUGACUCGAGAGAACGUCGCGUCUCACCUCCAGAAGUACAGGCUGUACCUCAAACGGAUGCAGGGAUUGACGACGGAAGGUCCUUCUUCUUCCGAUAAGCUCUUCUCCUCGACGCCUGUGCCUCCACAGAGCUUCCAAGAACUCGGAGGCGGUGGUAACGGUAACGGUAACGGCCAGGGGAAUGUGUCGGCGGGAGUGCCGGUUCCGGUGCCGUAUGGAGCGCCGCCGAUAAUGCAGAUGCCUGUCUAUGCGCAUCAUAUGGGUAUGCAAGGAUAUCAUCACCAGAGUCACGGUCAUGAUCCUUAUCAUCAUGGAACGGGAGGACCUGGAGGGUUUGAAGCAAAUCCAUACAUGAUGUAG